This is a messenger RNA of Cordyceps militaris CM01, 1665 nucleotides long. Its product is annotated as glycosyl hydrolase, putative. The record is from RefSeq and is a predicted model, not a curated record. Gene Ontology annotation, molecular function: mannan endo-1,6-alpha-mannosidase activity. Bases 1 to 1665 code for a protein of 554 amino acids. The transcript has 3 exons. Lineage: Eukaryota; Fungi; Ascomycota; Sordariomycetes; Hypocreales; Cordycipitaceae. Gene Ontology annotation, biological process: carbohydrate catabolic process; fungal-type cell wall biogenesis.
AUGAAGUUGAUUACCGUUCUGCCGUUGCUUGGCACCGCUUCUGCCGCCAUCAUGAUGCCCAAGGACUUGGAUGUUCAGGAUACCAGAUCAAUCCGCAACGUCGCCGCCACCAUUGCCCACGACACAAUGUCCUACUACCAAGGCAAUACUACUUCGGAGCCUAGAGCCAUUGGAAAUGUCAACCGUCCUUACUACUGGUGGGUGGCUGGUGCUCUUUGGGGCAUGAUGAUUGACUAUUAUCAUGUUACCAAGGACCCAAGCCACAACAAAGCCGUCCUCGAUGCUCUCCUUGCCAAGGUCAAUCUCGGUCCCGACAACAACUAUCUCCCUCCCGAGCACGCUGAUGAGGAGGGCAACGACGAUCUCUUUUUCUGGGGCAACGCCGUUCUCUCGGCCGCCGAAAACAACUUCCCCCAGCCCAACAAGGACCUUCCUUCCUGGCUCGACAUUAGCAAGAACGUCUUCAAAUGGCUCGAGUCCAAGUGGGACACCAAAAACUGCGAUGGCGGCGUCUUUUGGCAAAUUCUCGCGAGCAACCCCAACGGCCUCAAUUAUAAAAAUGCCAUCAGCAACGGCGGCUUCUUCCAGCUCGCUGCCCGUCUCGCCCGCGCCACCAACGACGAUCAGUACCUUCAGUGGGCGCAAAAGAUUUGGGACUGGUCUUGGGACAAGAACCUAAUUGACCACCAACUCUAUCGCGUCUACGAUGGUGUCGACAUUCGCGACCAGUGCACAAAGCCAAACGGAGCCUCGUACACCUAUCUUAGUGGCAUCUACCUGUACGGUGCAGCCGUCUUGGCCAAUCACACUGGCAAGCCCGAAUGGUCUGACCGCGCUGAAAAGCUUCUCAAUGGCGCCAGCUGGUUCUUCUUCAACGACGGUGAUAACAAGAACGUCAUGUACGAGGGCGCUUGCGAGCCCAUUGACUCAUGCUUCAAGGGCAAUGCCGACAUGAGCACCUUCAAGGGUUACCUGGCUGACCUUAUGUGGAAGAGUGCCGUCAUGCAGCCUUCUCUCCACUCCAAGGUUGCUGAAUGGCUCAUUCCCACCGCCAAGGCCGCUGCUCGAUCCUGCCAGGGCGGCAAAACCAACUCUGAAUGCGGUAUGAAGUGGUCCACCGGUGGCUACGAUGGCCAGACGAACUUGGGCCCUCAGAUGAAUGCCCUCGGUGCUGUCCAAGGUCUCCUGAUCGAUUCGGCUCCUCCGCCCAUGAAGGCUGGCAGCAUUGUUCGAAACUUUGACACCAACUUUGCGCCUGUUGACCCCAACCGAACGGAUACUCCAACAUCGACGGAGAACAGUACGUCUGAGACACGCGCCUCUACCUCAACCGAGACCCCUACAACCACAUCUACGACCAUUUCCGAUACUCCUACCACUUCAUCUACACCUGCAUCCGAAACACCCAGCAUCAAGAGUUCUAGCUCAGAAACUUCCAGCACCGCGAGUUCUAGCUCCGCGUCAACAAUCCCUGCCACUUCAGCAACCCUUCCUACCCAAACUGAGGCGCCAACUACGAGCGAGACUAGCGAGACUUCGACCACUAAGAAGACUACCAUGCCAACUUCCACCGGCGAGUCGGCUGCCAUGACGGGGUUUACCAACCAUGUUUGCUUUGCUGUGACUGUCGCCUUUGGCUCAGUCCUGGUAAACUGGUUGGCAUAA